Molecule: messenger RNA, 801 nt
Organism: Bactrocera neohumeralis
Lineage: Eukaryota; Metazoa; Arthropoda; Insecta; Diptera; Tephritidae
Gene: l(3)87Df
Product: cytochrome c oxidase assembly protein COX20, mitochondrial
Exons: 3
Coding region: 135-479 (114 amino acids)
Biological process (GO): mitochondrial respiratory chain complex IV assembly
Cellular component (GO): mitochondrial inner membrane; mitochondrion
Source: RefSeq, a predicted model, not a curated record
UGGCCUGCAUUAUCAUUGAACAGCUGUGUGGUGUGUGCCGGUAGUAACGUUAAAACAGCUGUUCAUAGUGAAAUGUGAAUUUUUUUUGUUGAAUUUGGAGGAUUGUUUAUAGUUUUACUAAUUAAGUUUCAAAUAUGGAUGACCCGAGACUAAUGGUUGACGAGGAACCAAUCAGAAGAGAGCUGAAAGUAUUUGGACGUGAUGUUUCACAAAUACCCUGCUUUCGUAAUAGUUAUCUAUACGGGAUUGGUGGUGGUGUAGCGGUAGGGAUUGCUACCUUCCUGGGCACUUCGCGUACUCGGCUGUCGACACAUGUAGGUUUUGGCACAUUUUUCACCAGCACACUUGGCUAUUGGCUGGUUUGCAGGUAUCAAUGGUCUAAAAAACGUUUUGAGUAUCAACAGUUAAAGGAAGCUAUGCGUAAACAGGGUCUAUACGAGGGCACCGACCUCGAACGACAGUUACUGGAAGAGGCAUAAUCUGUCUAUCUCACUUACCCGACAAAAUAGAUAAUUGUAGCUAACUAAGAACGAAUAUGUACAUAGAUAAUAUUUAAGAAAAUUGUUACUUAGCAUUUGUGAUUAGUGUUUACAAAAAAAAAAGAGCUAAUGUAGUCCAGUUUUGUUCGCUCCUUAUAUAAAAUGAGCUUGUGCUUGUGUUUUUCUGACAAAAUUCUAACAAAAAAGUGCUUUUAUUAAUAUAUGAUUUCUUCUUUAAAUGCGUAUUUAUUUAAAUAUACAAUAAACAUUUUUUAAAGGAAUUGUAUUUUCAGUUCUAACAGAUAAAACAUAGUGAAAAAUA